UCACUGGAAGGGCCGUUUCCGGCCCGCUUGAAAGCGCCCAUGUACAGGGCUUGACCCAUCCGGGGAACUGCUUCAGAGUGUGGGAUACAUUUAAGAAUGUUGGCGUAGAGAGGCAGGCAAUAACGCGAACAGCCACACUUCUAGAAGAUUCUAGGCCGCGCGCAGGAGCACGGGUAGAGGGAGACGCACUGAGCCAGCGAAGGACCCGGGGUCACGAGGCCGUUGGGGGGAGGAGCCAGCGGCCGGGGAGGUUCUAGUCUGUUCGGCCUCGCGGCAUCCGCCCCCUUCUGCGCGGUCACGCUGAGCCAGCGCCCGGGCCUGGGAACGGGCCGCAGCCGCCUCCGCCUGCCUCUCCGCCACCAUGGACCCCCGCAAAGUGAGCGAGCUCCGGGCCUUCGUGAAAAUGUGUAAGCAGGAUCCGAGCGUCCUGCACACCGAGGAGAUGCGCUUCCUGAGAGAGUGGGUGGAGAGCAUGGGGGGUAAAGUACCACCUGCUACUCAUAAACCUAAAUCAGAAGAAAAUAUCAAGGAAGAAAAAACAGAUAGCAAGAAGACGGAGGAAAACAUAAAGAGAGAUGAGCCAUCAAGUGAGGAAAGUGAUCUGGAAAUUGACAAUGAAGGUGUAAUUGAACCAGACACUGAUGCCCCUCAAGAAAUGGGAGAUGAAAAUGCAGAGAUAACCGAGGAGAUGAUGGAUCAAGCAAAUGAAAAGAAAGGGGCUGCCAUUGAAGCCCUGAAUGAUGGUGAGCUACAGAAAGCCAUUGACUUGUUCACAGAUGCUAUCAAGCUAAAUCCUCGCUUGGCCAUUCUAUAUGCCAAGAGAGCCAGUGUCUUUAUCAAGUUACAGAAGCCAAAUGCUGCCAUUCGAGACUGUGACAGAGCCAUUGAAAUAAAUCCUGAUUCAGCUCAGCCUUAUAAGUGGCGAGGGAAAGCACACAGACUUCUGGGCCACUGGGAAGAAGCAGCCCAUGAUCUUGCCCUUGCCUGUAAACUGGAUUAUGAUGAUGAUGCUAGUGCAAUGCUGAAAGAAGUUCAACCAAGGGCCCAGAAAAUUGCUGAACAUCGGAGAAAAUAUGAGCGAAAACGCGAAGAGCGAGAGAUCAAAGAAAGAAUAGAAAGGGUUAAGAAGGCUCGAGAAGAGCACGAGAGAGCCCAGAGGGAGGAAGAAGCCAGACGACAAGCAGGAGCUCAGUUUGGUUCUUUUCCAGGUGGCUUUCCUGGGGGAAUGCCUGGUAAUUUUCCUGGAGGAAUGCCUGGAAUGGGAGGAGGCAUGCCUGGAAUGGCAGGGAUGCCUGGGCUCAAUGAAAUUCUUAGUGAUCCAGAGGUUCUUGCAGCCAUGCAGGAUCCAGAAGUUAUGGUGGCUUUCCAGGAUGUGGCCCAGAACCCAGCAAAUAUGUCAAAAUAUCAAAGCAACCCGAAGGUUAUGAAUCUUAUCAGUAAAUUGUCAGCCAAAUUUGGAGGUCAAGCAUAAUGCCCACCUGACAAAACCCUUGCUGAAGGAAAAGCAACCUAGAUCAUUUAAUGGAUGUCGCAAUAAUACAAACCAGUGUACCUCUGACCUCAUCAGGAGAGCUGGGGUGCUUUGAAGAUAAUCCUUACCCCUCUGCAGCAAAUGCAAUUGAAGCAUUUUACAAUGGUUUGCCAUUAGGGUAUUCAUUCAGAUAAUGUUUUCCUACUAGGAAUUACAAACUUUAAACACUUUUUAAACCUUAAAAAUAUUUAAAACAAAAGGGGGUGUUAUUUCCUACAUUUUUCUUUACUAAUCAUUUUGAAUUUUUUCUUUGAUAUUGGGCAAGGCAGAUACUAAGUAUGGAAAAUACAUUGCCCUAGUGUGAGUGAAAUACUUACUAGUGGGAAGUAAAUAAAUCUCAUUUACAUAGAUAAAA
Molecule: messenger RNA, 1886 nt
Organism: Sciurus carolinensis (gray squirrel)
Lineage: Eukaryota; Metazoa; Chordata; Mammalia; Rodentia; Sciuridae
Gene: St13
Product: ST13 Hsp70 interacting protein
Exons: 12
Coding region: 362-1471 (369 amino acids)
Molecular function (GO): Hsp70 protein binding; protein dimerization activity
Source: RefSeq, a predicted model, not a curated record